Messenger RNA from Pseudopodoces humilis (Tibetan ground-tit), 723 nucleotides. The record is from RefSeq and is a predicted model, not a curated record. NCBI's taxonomy places the organism in Eukaryota, Metazoa, Chordata, Aves, Passeriformes, Paridae.
AUGGCCGCCGCCGCUGCCCCCUCAUCCUCACCGGGCCCGGCCGCGCCGCCGUUCGCGGCUCCCGGCGCGUUCCUGGCAGAGCCCGUCAGCAGCCUGGCCGCGGCCUACGGGAGCAGCUGGGCCUCGCACGUGGAGGGCAGCCUGUGCCGCUGGCUCCCCGCCGGCACUCUCAAGUAUUACUUUGCGGUGGACACGGCGUACGUGGGCAGGAAACUGAGGCUGCUGCUCUUCCCCUUCGGACACCCGGGGACUGCCAUGGCCUUCCUCACCUACAUCCUGCUGGCCGGGCUGGCCCUGGGCACCCAGAACAGGUUUUCCCCGGACAGGCUGGGGCUGGCAGCGAGCUCGGCUCUGGCCUGGCUGCUGCUGGAGGUUCUCACCGAGCUCCUGGCGCUGCAUUUGGCUCCCGGCGCGUCCCAGCUGGGCCCGGCCAACGUCGUGGCGCUCGCCGGCUACAAAUACGUGGGGAUGAUCGCGGGGCUGCUGUCGGGGCUGCUCCUGGGCUCUGCCGGGUACCACGCCGCCCUGGGCUGGAGCUGCCUCAGCAUCUUCGUCUUCAUGAUCCGGACGCUGAGGCUGAAGCUGCUGGCGGAGCCGGCGGCCGAGGCUCGGAGCCAGCUGCGCCUGUACCUGACCGUGGCCAUCGCCGCCGCCCAGCCCCUGCUCAUGUACGGCCUCACCUUCCACCUGCUGCGCUGACAGCCCCCAGAUCCCGGGAAAAAA